AUGCCCCGCGUCCCUCCUUCGACGGAAGACGAGCCCACCUUCCCUCGUCCUCCUCCUCGCUGGAACGGCCGAGGUCCCGCCCCUCCGAUCCAAGCCCUCCCUCCCUUCAGCCCGAACGAUGUGAAACACCGCCGUUUCUGCUGCUUCAUUCCCGUCCGCUGGGGAACCAUCAUACUCUCUCUUACCGCCGCGACGUUCUCGUACAUGUACGCCUUGCAGUCAAUCAACAGGCUCAUGUCGCCCGACGGUCCUAUUGGAUGGAUGACUUGGGUCGACUCCGCGUCGACUGUUCUCUGGUUCAUGCUCCUCGCACUCUCGCUCUUCGGCGAGCUUCUCCGGCGCGAUGAUGCAGCGGCGAGCCUGGGUACAUGGCACAUCUGGGCGCACGCCAUCGUCGGAAUUUACGGCAUUAUUCUUCUCGCACUGCCGCUGUCGAAGGAACGGUCGGUCCUGAUCUGCGUCGAGACUGCUCUGCUCAAGUGGCAGUCGCAGCACACCAGCGAUACAAUCUCGCUCGACUUGGCUGCGAAAGCUGGCGAAGCAUGCGCCAAAGCGGUUCAGAGCGGACUGAUCAUCCGGGCCGUCAUCUGGGCCAUCGGCCUUCUCGUCGAGCUCUACCUCGUCCUCAUCGUCAGCCACUACAUCGACGAGUUGGUGGAUCGAGAGGCAGCCCAGCUCUACGGCGUCGACAUCGAGAACCCCACGCCACCGUACCGUUUCGGAGCCGCGCCGGAGGUGCAACAGGAGAAGGCGAGGGCGGCAACGUGGGCGAAUGUGCGCAAGCAGGUCCUGUAG
This is a messenger RNA of Rhodotorula toruloides NP11, 795 nucleotides long. RefSeq lists its product as uncharacterized. NCBI's taxonomy places the organism in Eukaryota, Fungi, Basidiomycota, Microbotryomycetes, Sporidiobolales, Sporidiobolaceae. Bases 1 to 795 code for a protein of 264 amino acids. The transcript is spliced from 5 exons. The record is from RefSeq and is a predicted model, not a curated record.